AUUCUCUGCAAUAAUACAAAAACAGUGGGGAAAAAUAAUCUACUUCCGGAUUGGCCUACAAAAAUAGGCUACGUCAUCCCGUCAUCAUCCCUGCAGCACUCGGAGUGACACAUCCGUCCAGUGUGGACGAUCUUGGGUCACACACACCCAGCCUCAGCACCAGCUCAUCCUUCUUCUCCACCGGGUUUGUUCCCAGCAACCUUUUCAAGACACCGUGAGAGGGAUGAGGCCUUCGUGAUCCGGACACACACACACACACACACACCGCUGGACCUGGUUCUCCUGCUCCCGGUUCGGUAUGUCUGUGAGCCUGCUCCCCCUCUCGCCAUGCCCGCUGCUGAACGCCACCUGCCGCCGCCGCUGCUCCUCUUUCUCCCGUCGCUGCUUCUGAUCUCCUGCCUGGAUGGGGCGGUGAGAGGAGCGGAGGAGGAGGGCGGCGGCCUGCCCUCCUCCUCCUCCUCGCCCGGGGACAAUGGCCUCACCGUCGCGCUCGGAGACCCGUCCAGCACCGACCCGACCGCUCCCGGGAGAUCCAUCAGCCCGUCGGCUCUGAUCGCAGAGUCCCAGUUCGCCCUGAAGGUCCUGGUGAGGGACAUGGUGACCCGCCAGCCGCUGCCGGGCUCCACGGUGGACGUCUACGUGAACCACAGUCUGACGAGCUCGACCCAGACGGGAGCGAGAGGCGAGGUCCUGCUCCGGGUGGCGUACAGUCCACGUCUCAGUCUGACUCUGCUGGGGCACAUGCAGGGCUACGUCCCCAGCCCGCUGCCCUGGAGCACCACCAAGAGACCCAUUUUCUCGGCUGUGACGUUGCUGCUGCUCCCUCACAGUCAGGGGAACAUCUGGCUGUUUGAAGACUCGGUGCUCAUCACCGGGAAGCUACCUGACAGCGCAUCCCAACCCAAGGUGAAGUUCCCCAAGAACCUCCUCACCAUGUCUGACAAGAGCAACGUCUCCGCGGUGACAGCGUACCUGACCGUACCACAGCACCACCUAGCCAAAGACUGCAGCAACUGCACUCCGGGCGUCAUCGUCAGCAAAUCAGUGUUCAGAAGCGUGGAGCUGAAGCCGGUGGCGGCCGUCAACGUCCUGCUGUAUUCUGGCUGGGAGGAGCUCCAGGUUCGAGGGCCCAUUCAGAUCAGCCUGCCCCUGGGACACAACACACGCCUCAGGGCCGCUGAUACCGUACCAGCCUGGGCCUUCAACCUAAAGACUGGUGCCUGGGAGAAUCAGGGUCUGGGAAUAGUGAAAAAAUUUGGUAAAGAGCUGGUUUGGACGUACACGGCUUCUCAUCUGGGCUCCUGGAUCGCUGCACCCCUUCCCUCAUCAUACGAUUUCCUGGGACAUGAAAGCUCUUUGGAUUUCUUAUCGUACCACACGUACCUGCUGGUGGGAAUUUUCGGAGCAACGCUGGCUAUCGUGAUUGGAUUUCUUUCCUUGCUGCUGUGUCACUGCCGAAGUUGUAAUCGAGAGCCGAGGAGAAGGAGGCGAGCACGCUUUUCCAAACUCACGGUGGUGAAGAAAGACCAGACCACCUCAACCCACAUGGAGGAGGGUCUGUUGUUCCGGUCUGGCGAAAACAGCCUUGCUUCCUGCAGUGUCCAGUGUGAACCCUCCACGCCGAGGCACAAGGCCAACUACAACAUCUAUGUGGAGGAUCCAGGGAGUCACCCGGCGGGUUCUUUUUAUGAGAACAUUGCUCCGGAUCGAAUCAAAGGUCCCCAGCUGUCUCACUACAUCAACAGCGAAGAGGUGGCUCGUCUUCGGGAGAAGUCAGAGCAGAACAACAUGAACUCUGACAACUUCUUUCAAGACAAGCUGGUCCAUCUCUACAACCAGCCGGUGGCUAUCAUUCAGGCGCCAGAGCUUUUCAGUGCUCAGGAGCAGCAGCUGUCCGGCUGCAAGUCUGCUACUUUCCCCCGCAACGGAGUGGAGUAUGAUCCUCACUCUGAGCCUGCAAGUAAAGACAGCUACACCCAGACACUACCCAAAGUCCCUCACCACCACUCCCAAGGAGGAAGCAGCCCACAGCCAAACAGCCAAGAUGAGCCCCAGCCUCUGGAAACUCCUCCGCAAGGCCAAGGUCCUAACGCCGGAGUGUGGGGACGCUACAGUAACCUCCUGGAAUCCUCGGUCUCUGUGCCUGGGACUCUUAACGAGGCGGCUGGGAUGCAGGCCUUCAACAGCGGGCAAGGCUUACCCAGCGAGCUGCAAGGGAUUUCAGAGCGUACCCUACUGGAACUGACCCGGGGCAAGCCCUUGUCAUCCCACCCCAGAGCCUGGUUUGUCUCCUUGGAUGGGAAACCAGCCGCCCAAGUUCGUCACUCUAUUAUUGAGCUCCAGAGUCGCCACCGCCCGCCAAGCAGCAACGACACCAGCCUGGACUCUGGAGUGGACAUGAACGAGCCACUGCAGAAUAUCCGUGAGACGGAGCGUGACAGGCCAUCGAUCAGGGCCUCGUCCCUGCCCCACCACAGCCGAGGAGGGCGUUACGGCGAAGAGCAGGACCUGAGCAGUAGUGAGAGUGGCACCACGGCCACCUGUACACCAGAGGACCCUUCCCUGAGGAACAUCUUAGACGGGAGCAGUGGGGCUAUUCCCAACAUUCCCGAAGAGCGAGACGGGAUGGAUACAUCCAGCGCUCAGGAGGACAGCGAGUCGAGAGGAACGCCGCCCCCACGCCGUCUGAGGAAGGUGAGGGAGAAGGGGAAGACGGAAAAGAGGAGUGCCAAGCAUGUCCGCGAGGGUAGACCUCUGACCAAGCGAAGUUAGAGCAUGGCUCAUUGCAAAUUCCCAGCAUUUUUUCAUUAAUGUCCCAUUAACCUUUUAUUGAGCUGUUUCAUCACAUGGUGUCACAUCAGUGCUGAGCGACCUGGAUUUGUUUUGACCACUUGUGCUCACACAGGCAUUGUUGUUGUUGAGUUCUGUGAUUGUACAACUUUGCCAAAGAACGCGUAAGCUAGCUCAAGAAAUAAAGCAGGAUCUAUGUCAUGUCCAAGCAUUAUGUAGCUGCUGUUAGACAAGUACGUGCACCAUGUUCUCUCAUUUUUCCAGAAUCUGAAGAUCACCAGCGAGAUUCUUCACAGCAAAAUGUCCGUGUGAACACGAUAUCUCAUCGUCCCCAGUACUGGCAUUAAAGAGGGUGCCUUCUUACUGCCUGUAAUCGUUAAAUGAUUACAAAAGACGUGGUAGUUGUUGAUACUUAGUUAAAUCCGGUGAGAUUGCAGGAUGGACACAGAUACAGGUCUAUGUGUAGUGCACUUAACCUCACCGAAAAUGCCUGCUGUAAAUUAAAUAAGAUAUAGAAGCUUUCCCAGUUUGCAGUCCUGACAUCUUGUUUGCCUCAUUUAACUUAAAAAGAGACUCUGGGGUUCAUGAAAACACUCAGUUAUGUUAUCAUUGGUAUCAGCUUUUCAGACAAUUGUAAGGUUUUAACUCAUGACACGAAAUACUCCUUUAUAUCGGAGUGAUAAUCACAGAUGUACAGUGUAAAGCUAAGCUGCCAUUUUGAAGUUAUCGCACCUGAUAUUCAAGGUUUGAAGCCUACGAUUAUGUUAGAAUGCAUGAAAAUGAAUGUUUCCUUGUGUGUAUGAAAAUAUUUUGUGUUUUACUGUAGAGCUAACAUUACAUCAUUGUAGCAGUUAGAUUACUCUGUGACUGAAUGAUUCGUUUCAUUGUCUCAUCUUGAAUGAAGACUCAGUGUCGUGCUGCCAACUGUAACUACUAUUACAGGACUUCUCUACUAUGAUCACGGGUGAAUCCAAUUUUAAAUUCCACACUUAGACUCACCGCUGAAACAUGUCAAAGUUUUCUUUUAUGGGAUUCAUUAGUGUGACUGGUGAGUGUGGGACAAUAGUUUCUGAUUGGUUGGAAGGUUGCAGGUAAUAAUUUGAAAGCCAAUCUUCUGCUUAGCCCUACAAGUUAUCCAUUAUUAUUAUUUUCUUGUUUUAAUAACAUGCAGCACUAUUUCCUGUAGGUUUUUCUUUUCUUUACAACAUGAAUUUGGUGCCUUGGAGUUUUUCUUUCACAACCAAAUGAGAAAAUAUAUUAAUUCCUGGUCAACGUGACCAUGGGAUUACUUCCUUUAAACUGGGAGAUAUGACCGAAGAGAGAAAUAUAGUUUUAAACAGAUGUUCAAUUUAAAGUUUUAAUGUUAAUGGUGCUGAACAUACGGCCUACAGAGUGGUUUUGGUUUUUGGGAUGGCAAGUCAGUUAGCAAUUGGCCCAGACUGAAGUAUCUCAACAACUGUUUGAUGGAUUGCCAUCAAAUUUCUUACAUUCAUGGUUCCCACUGGAUGAACCCUUCUGACUUUGCUGAUAUUUGUUGCCUCUAACGCCACCAUGAGGUUGACAUUUGUGAUUUUGUAUGAACUGUUUCAAUUAGAUGGAUUGCCCGUACUAACUUUGGUGAUUCAGAGACUUUUCACAAACCACCAUCAAUAGACCAAAAUUUCUAUUUUUGACAAAAUAUGUACAAAACUACAUUCCUGUUAGCCUCAGCCGUGGUGUUUAGUGCGAAUUAAUGUUAGCAUGCUAACAUGCUUAACUACGAUGGUGAACAAUGUCAACUUUGUUAGGCAUAUACCUGCUUAACAUCACCGUUGACAUUGUGAGUUUGUAAGGAUUCUGGCAUUAGCGUUAGCACUACUGCACAGCCUUGUUUAGCCGUUAGCAUAGGCGUUGACCAGGGCUGUCCAAAGUGUGGCCCACGGGCCACCAUUACGUUCAAUUUAAUACACCGGAUGUUUCUAUGCUUGAAUAAAACAUUUAAUUAAUUACAAAUAAUUCUACUAUAGCUCACUGUUCAUGCCGUUUUAAUUUUGUCGUGAGGUAAAAUUCUCUUAAAAUAUGUAGGAUCCCUAAUUAUCAUUUACUUUUCAUAGUAAGUGCACAGUCAAGUUAAGGAAAAAAAACCUUUUGCCUUGUUUAGGUUUGACCAUUUUUCAACAAAUAUGUACACAUAAGUAUUUUACCGAGGUGAAAUUUAAAACAACAAAGUCGCAUGUAUGCCUGCGUUUCAUAUCUGUCCUCUACUAAUUGACAUGGCAGCUUUUGUCUCAAGUCAAACAAAGCACACCACACUUUAAUAUGAGCCCACUUGUUACACCGGCACACAGCAUUCCCAGACACAUAUUGACUUUUCAGUGUGUAAAUAGUACAACAAAAAAGACAACAACACAACAAUACUGAUGUCGUUAUUCACUCAUGAUAAGGUUUGGCAAAACACUCACCAUGAAUACCAGAAAGUGGUUCAACUAGCAAUAUUUACCAUAAAUUCAAAUUUUAAAAGGAACUUUGCAGCCACAGUUUUGCCAUAUUUAGUCUUCCGUAUUGGUACUAAUGUAAAUUUUUCACUUCAUUUUGUAAGUAUAAGGCUGGAUUCUGUAGCUACAUCCAUGUGUUCUUUUGUAUGUAUAUAGUAAAGCAACAUUUUAUGUAUUACAUGGCUGUGAUUUAACUUAUUUUGUGCUGUUUUUCUCAUCUCAAAGCGAGAGGUCUGAGAGGUGUGUUCAGUGAAUGGCUGAAUGACGAGACGAGAUAUGAGAAAUGUUAUUGAUAGUCAUUUUUUUAAGGUUUAGCGUAAGAGGGUGUCUUUUCAAAAGGGAGUGUACAAGCCUGAGCUUUGUGAUUUUUAAAUGUAGCGACAAUUUGAGCACUUAAUCAUUCAGUAUGCUUACGAAUGAAAACACUUUCUCCUGCUAGUCAUCGGCUUGAAAGUACAGUAUAUCCCAGCUUACACGGCGACGCGUGGAGUAGUUUGUGAACACUUUGUGCUGAUACUUCUUGAAAUCGAACCUACUGCCACUCCCGUUUUAAAGUGUUCUCACUGAAUGUAUUUGUAUUGAUUUCAAUGUGUUCUAUAGUGUGCUCCUCCUGUGUCCAGCCAUCGAACCUCAUGGGCUUUUGUUUCUUCCAAAAUGGGCACCUUUUGUGUUUACCUCUGUAAUGAUAGUAGUGUAAUUAGUCUUGCCUUUUUGUGCACUAAAUUAAUAAACUUACUUGAUACCAA
This is a messenger RNA of Acanthopagrus latus (yellowfin seabream), 6010 nucleotides long. It is a transcript of the gene fam171b, whose product is annotated as protein FAM171B. NCBI's taxonomy places the organism in Eukaryota, Metazoa, Chordata, Actinopteri, Spariformes, Sparidae. The transcript has 8 exons. The record is from RefSeq and is a predicted model, not a curated record. The coding region runs from base 328 to 2772 and encodes 814 amino acids.